CGUUCGUUCUUUGCUGCGGUUAGAAGGAGAUCAGUCAAGAGGGCACGGUCCACUGUGAAAGUUUGCAAGGAGCUGCGUCGCCGUCUUCAUCGCCAUAGCCGUCUUAGCCGCCAUAGCCAUCACCUUGCUGGCUGUCCUCCAGAGCUAUGUCGCUUCAUCUUCCUCUCGACGGUCGGCAACGGCGGUCACCGUGCUGGGAUGUACAGUUUCACUGCCACAUCCGUGGCAGAGGUUAACAGGCUUCGAAGAGCUCUCGAGCUCGGUACAGAGCUGAGUUCCGGAGCGCUUAUCAACGACGGCAUCUUGCUGCUCGAUCCCGACUUCUUGGCCGUGUGCUCCUAUCUUGAGGAGUUGUUGCUGGCUAUGGAGGUCCCAACAGCUGCUCCCUCCUCCUCCUCCUCCUCGUGGCGGUCUUUCGUCAGAAGAUGGAGGAGAGAGAGAAAGAGUUCUCAGAGGGAGAAGGGGGAGGAGGAGGUGGUGGUCCUGCCUUCUGUUCUGCAAAGGUUCCUUGUGUCCUCCAUCCUCGAUGCAUCGGAGGCCGGUGCUAUUCUUGCAUCCUUGCAGCACGACCUCCAUAGCCAUGAGAAAGAUGGAGAUGGUGGAGAAGAUGAUGAUGGUGGUGCCUUCGUCGUUCUCAACACGGCGGAAGAUAUCUUAUCUCAUCGUGACCGUCUGAUCCAGCAGAUCAAGGACAGAACUCGCCUCGACGAGAGCCUAGCAAGUCUGCUGCUCGACGAUUUCAAGGGUGAGCAUCAACGAUUGCUAAUCGAUUGGGAGGAAGACAAGUGUCGGGUUCUCCAGAGAGUAGGUGUAGGAGGAGGAGGAGGAGGAGGAGGAGGAGGUGAUGGAGGAAAAAGGGUAAGGAGAGAUGAGAAGUCUUGCCUUGUAUGUUUUGAGGUCCUGAGCUCUGCUCCUGGAGAUUGGGAGUGUGGCCAUAUCAUCUGCCGGGAUUGCCUGCGCGCUCAUCUCUCUUCUCGCCUCUGUGAGGGUGAGGUCGCUCGGUGUGUGCAGCCGGGAUGCAGACGAGAUUUGCCCAAGGCCGUGGUCAGGCUAGUCAUGGAUGCAGCUGACUUCAAUCGCUACGAGGGGUUGCUGGCGAACAGAUGUGUGGCUACCUUCGUGAACCUGAGAUGGUGCCCAAGGCCUGAUUGCAAGAGAGCAGUGUAUAUAAAGAGUGAUUUGGCUUCAAGCAGUCCUAUGCGGGUGAACUCUACUUCACGAUUCACCGGUUGUUUGAAUGCAUUUUGUCGAGGAAAAGGACCCGGUGCACCAGGCGGAGGUAUGCAAGUGAGUCAUGGACGGGAUGUGAGGUGCAGUUGUGGCCUUAUGUUCUGCUGGAACUGCAAUGGGACAGCACACGAGCCUGCCACAUGCGAUCAGCAAUGGAGUGCGCCGCAGAUGCCGAUGGCACCGCUGGUGAAUCAGCAAGCCUCCGGGCAUGCGAAUCAGGGGAACGGUUCGUCCAAUUGUGAUACGAAGGGACCUGUUGCGAAUGUGUUUCCCGGGCCCGGCAAUCGGGCUUAUUUCACCAAGGAGUAUAUGGAUCUCCUUGAAGGUAUCAAGAUGGACAAGGCGUUAGACGAUGCUAAGAAGAGGAUUGCGACUUCAAGGAGAGGUGGCGUUCGCAUUACGGAGCUGCCAAGUGAGAGCAGCCGAAGCGAGAAUCGCACCGGAGUGAAGAGUGAGAAGUCGGAUAAAACUUACGAAAUGAAAGCGUGGGUUACCACCACGCUGGGAGAUUCGCUUAAGCUGAUCAACGAGAAACUCGAAGAGGUAGACAAGAAGUCGAAAUUGACAUCAGGCGAGAAGGAAGAGCUCGAACGACUUCGUAGUGAGAAAGCUCGGGCGGAGAAAAUCAGUAUUGACUCCACGAGUAGUGCGAAACGUAAGAGAGGUGGGGAGCGAACACCGGUGAUCAAUUCACCAUCCGCGAAUCGGGUCAAGACUUGGUCACGGGGAAGUGCCAAGGUGAAAUCAAGGUCGAAAGGAAUCGACGUUUCAUCUGAUGAUGAAGGGCAAGCUGGUGUCAAACAGAAUCUACAAGCAAAGAUGGAAGGGAGCAGUGAGCUAAGUGAGAUUAAGAAGAUGCUUGCUGCGUUUAUGCAAGGGUUGGGCGACGGGAAAGGCAAGGCGAAAGUUGUUGAACCAGAGCCGGCUAAGUACGCGCCAGUAGAAGGUGAUGAUGUGGACCUGGUGCAGAAUGCUACGUGCGCCAAGGACGAAGAAGAAGGUGAUGAAGGGGGCCUUGCUGCCUACAUGAAGAUUCGUUUGGACUUCUACCAUUCUCUGCACUACUCCAGAGUGCAAAAGAUGUGUAAACAGAAAGGGAUCCAGUACUACCGUAAGGAAAUGGGAGCUUGGGAACUCGCCAGGCUGGACCUUCAAGAUUACACUGAUCAGCUGAAUGCUGAUGAAUCCACUGUAGUUGCAGGACCAUCGUGGAAGAACGAAGUGAGCCGGGAUGAAGCCGUCGACGACGAUACAGUCGGGGGAAACUAAGUUUCGGUAGCCUGAGAUCGCUGAGGCGUGUGGUGGAACAGAUUCGGUCUCUUAAGUAGUGUGUAGGACAACGAAUAGCCACGUUGCUGGAUCAAGUUCAUGUGCUGAUUAUCCUCGUUGCCUGCCUUAGGGGGGAUAUUAAGUGGGGCAAGACUAGCCCGUACGUUUCCUAAAAUUGUGGCGCGUUACUUAACGAAGUACUGGUGGUAAAACGCCCGCUGGUGUCAAUGCACAGGGGUGCAGAGUUUUGAGCUCACAACCUUUUUUUUUUUUUUUUUUUUAACAAAAUGUUCCAAUCUAU
Molecule: messenger RNA, 2800 nt
Organism: Chara braunii
Lineage: Eukaryota; Viridiplantae; Streptophyta; Charophyceae; Charales; Characeae
Source: the annotation of a GenBank genome assembly